Trichomonas vaginalis G3 is the source of this 603-nucleotide messenger RNA. RefSeq lists its product as uncharacterized. Lineage: Eukaryota; Parabasalia; Trichomonadida; Trichomonadidae. Bases 1 to 603 code for a protein of 200 amino acids. The record is from RefSeq and is a predicted model, not a curated record. The transcript has a single exon.
AUGCUUUUAUUUCCAUUAUCUGUGACAUGUUUAAUCAACAUAUGGGUAUCAAUGUAUUCAGUUAUCCGCGUUCAUCAAUGGCUUGCAGAUACUGGCCUCAAUUUUAUUGCUAGCCAACUUUUAUUUAUUCCUGCGAUCAUUGCAUUUGCAUUCACAUUAGUUCUUUGCUUUGCAUGUUUUUAUAUCGUAUGGAAUGAUCCAAAAAUCAUGUAUGUUGUAUAUGCAACUGGAAUUUUAGGAACAGUUAUUUCAAUUUUCUUCGGAGCGAAAUUAGUGCUACAACCUACAGUCUUCUUUGUUGGGUACACCAACGUUUGGGCAAAAUAUAUUAACACACCUCGCACAUUUUACGUCCAAGAAAGAUUACGUUGCUGUGGCUAUAAUAGAGUGAAAGAAUUCAGUGCAGAUACAUGCUCAGCAAGUACAUCAAGCCCCUGCCUCAAGCGAAUUAUCAAAGAUUAUGCUUCAAGCAUUCAAAUCGGCGGAAUCGGGUUAUUUGCUCAUGGUAUAUCAUUUGGUAUGGCAAUAUUCUUUGCCAUUAUCAAUCCAUAUAUCGUACCAGUACCUGCUACAGAAGCUCCUAUCAAUCUUCCAGAGAUUUAA